AUGGAAAAUUUAAAGUUCGAGUUACCGUUAUCAUUCACCCCUAAGUCAGGAGAUCGUCGGAGCAAAAAUGGGAAGGACCAAACCCCAGUGCCGAGACCAGUUUUUCAUGUCCAGAAAACGCCCAAGAGCUUGUCGAUCAAGCGAUCCAAGCGGUCCAGAAUGGAGCAAAAUGGAGAGGAUUUCGAGGACGGAGGAUCUGCUUCUAAAAAGUCCCUCUCAUCUAAGCGUCUCUUGCUCAGUAACCAGCUUGCCCGAAGACGACUUGACUUGGGAACACCGAACUCGCUCCAUGGAGAUGGAACAGCCAAGGCUAUCUCUUUCGAAACCCCUAACACACCCCUACUCUACCAAAGCAGCUACGUCCCGCGAAAGGACAAGGACUACUUUGAUCAAUUCUUCAGGAAGAUCAGAGAGCUUGGAGAGGGCGACUUCGGCCAGGUCUUCGAAGCCGAGAAGAAAACUGAUGGCAAACGAGUAGCGAUAAAGAAAAGCCACCAAGUGUACCUAUCUGUCUACCAGCGCAAGCAGAUGUUGCAGGAAGUCCAGGCUCACGAAGCGAUUCCACCGCACGUAAAUUUGUUAAAAUUCGAACAAGCUUGGGAGGAGAAAGGCUUCCUUUACAUCCAGACCGAGCUAUGCCAAUGCUCUCUUCAGCACUACAUGGAUGAAAAGCCUGUUGAUGAUGUGAUGGCGUGGAACUUAAUGUGUGACAUUCUGACUGGUCUUGCUCACAUCCACGACCACCAGUACAUCCAUCUCGAUAUAAAGGCUGAUAACAUCCUCAUUGGACAAGAUGGUCGAUAUAAAAUCGGCGACUUUGGGCUUCUCACAAAACUCGACGGCAAGAACAGAGAUCUUACCGAGGGUGACAACAGAACGCUUGCUCCUGAGCUACUCAAUAACGAGUACACCACGAAAGCUGAUGUAUUCAGCCUUGGGAUAACUGUUCUUGGCGCGAUUUGCGACAUUGAGCUUCCCAAAAAUGGCGAUCUCUGGCAAAAGUUCCGCAGCGGCGAUCCCUUCUCAGACUGGGGAGAGACGCCCAAGCCCUUCAUAAAUGUCGACAUGACAGACAUGAUUCUAAAGAUGCUCGAGCCCGAUCAUCUGAAGCGACCCUCCUGCAGAGAACUUCUGCAGAGUAAUAUCAUGAGGAGAAUGCUCGAUUGGCAGAAAGAUUUUCUCAAGAACAAGUCUCCCUUGAGGGUGCCGAGCACUCCUCGCAAAAAGAACAUCUUUGAAAAGAUCAAGGAACCUUUCGUGAGCAUAAUGAGCAUGUGGAGAGGCAAACCCAAGGUUCAUCAGGAUGAGACUCUUACUCUCCUCCUUACACGCAGGGCUACCAACAAUAACCCUGAAGAUGCCAACAACAUGAGUCCUGGCAUCUACAGGCAAAGAUCGCCUGCAAUAACGCCUUCUUCGAAUCGCCGUCCAGCCUCACUCACCGGCAAUCGAACCCCACUCUGCGGCAGUCCGAUGAAAAGUCCGGCUGUCAGUCCACUUUCAUCUCGCCAAGAGAAACCCGAAAAAGAGGAGGAAGAAAGCGUCGCAGCGGAUAUGUCGUUCACCGAGUGCACGCCCGAAGCCGAGUCAAAGUCAAGCUUGAAAUGCUCCGUCUCAAAGAACCUAUUCGGCGCCUUCGACGACUUGUCUAGCGACGAAGAGCUCUUCUGA
Oikopleura dioica is the source of this 1671-nucleotide messenger RNA. Lineage: Eukaryota; Metazoa; Chordata; Appendicularia; Copelata; Oikopleuridae. The record is from the annotation of a GenBank genome assembly.